This is a messenger RNA of Lathyrus sativus (Indian pea), 471 nucleotides long. The record is from the annotation of a GenBank genome assembly. NCBI's taxonomy places the organism in Eukaryota, Viridiplantae, Streptophyta, Magnoliopsida, Fabales, Fabaceae.
AUGCUAUCUUCAGGCAAAGUUUUCACAGAUGGUUGUAACAAGGGAAUGGCCAAGGAGGUAGCCAAGGCUAACACACACAAUGUCAUGCAAUUUGAUCGGGAAAGAUUCUGCUUCAUGGUGCAGGAAAAGAUUAAUUACAACGAUGGUCGUCCAAAGGGUACUUUCAGCGUUGACUUGAGGAAUCGUAGGUGUGACUGUGGAAAAUUUCAAACGUUCCACUUGCCUUGCUCCCACGUGAUAGCGGCAUGUUCUAGCAUACGACAAGACUAUGCAAUUCACAUUCCAGAGAUCUUCACAGUACUUAACGUAUUCAAGGUCUACAAGGAAAGCUUCCUGGGACUACCGCACGAGGAGAACUGGCUAAAAUAUGAAGGUUUCACUCUCUGCCACGACGAUUCAAUCAGAAGAAAUAAAAAGGGGCGUCCAAAAAGUAGUAGAAUCCGAACUGAGAUGGACGACGUAGAAAAAUAG